UGCAACACGUGUGUUGCUUAAACAGCUGAUUGGAAUCAAACGUUUGUUUGUUUGCUGCUUGGCAAUUGAAUACAUUUAAUAAAUAAAAUAAAAUGUCGGCCAACAAGCGCAAAAAUUUAAACAAUAUGGAAGUGGACGCAAAUAAUGACGAGUCGAGCUCCAGCGAUGAUGACGACGACGGCGAAGAUCAUCCGGACGCCUACAGAGGCAAUGAGGAGGUGCAAAUUGAAUUCGAGGGACGCGUGCCGGUGGAUCCAGAUGCACAGGGAAUCUCGCAGCUGCUGCAGCGUCUCUUUCUGCGCGCCCACAUCAACUGCAACCAAAUGGCGGACUUGCUCAUAGCUCAAAACUAUGUGGGCAGCGUGAUUUGCCAGUGCGAGGAUGACGGAGCCGAGAGCGAAACGGACGAUGAGAACAUGGUUGAGGAUGGCACCGUCUUUGGCAUCACCUCAGUGCUGAAUCUAUCCGCCAAGAAGGAGCAACCCAGCAUUGCACAGCUGCGCGCCCAUCUCCUGGAACGCGCCCAGUCCCAUGCCACGGAGCAAGUGCAGCAGCAGCUGCGUGAGCUCCUGGACAAUGAGCAGCGUCAUGUUGGCUUCCUAAUCAACGAGCGCUUUAUCAAUAUACCGGCACAGAUAUCCGUGCCGCUCUUGCAGAAUCUUCAGCAAGAAAUUGAAACAGCAAAAGCCAAGAAAAUGAAAUUCGACUUUGGAACAUUGCUGCUGUUGGUGAAGUUCUACCGCAAGGAGGCCAAAAAGGGCAAACCAGCAGAGGAUCACUAUACCAAUGCCGAGGAGGAGCUGCUGUCGGAGCGAGCUACAUUUAGUUUUGAGUACUCUGUUGCCUCGGAAUGUGACUCAGGCAUGGCCGGAGAUUGGCUUGAAGGUGACGCCGUUAUGACGCCGUACAGAAAACUCCUAGCUCUGGAGGCUAAGCAGUUGCCACAACUUAUUAAAGAUGUACAGAGCUAUAUAAAUGGUGAAUAAAUGUAAAAAUGAAGAAUUCUUA
Molecule: messenger RNA, 1008 nt
Organism: Drosophila innubila
Lineage: Eukaryota; Metazoa; Arthropoda; Insecta; Diptera; Drosophilidae
Product: protein BCCIP homolog
Exons: 3
Coding region: 93-986 (297 amino acids)
Cellular component (GO): nucleus
Source: RefSeq, a predicted model, not a curated record